This is a messenger RNA of Porites lobata, 8762 nucleotides long. The record is from the annotation of a GenBank genome assembly. NCBI's taxonomy places the organism in Eukaryota, Metazoa, Cnidaria, Anthozoa, Scleractinia, Poritidae.
AUGGACACCUCUACUAGAACUGUACUAACAGGUACAAUGCAGUCCACCCCUGGUGAUCAGAACGCGAGUCGGAGACCGAAUCAAGCGGGAUUCAUAGCCUACGUCAUCGUUAUGACCGUUAUUGUGGUGGUAGGAUUCGUGGGCAAUGUUCUCACAAUUUUAGUCUUACGGCGCCGAGAGCAUAAAAACAAGGUCAUAACUCCGCUGAUGAUCAACCUCGCUGUUGCUGAUAUCAUUAUCAUCGUCUUUGGUUACCCUGUGGUUGCAGCCUCCAACUUCACCGAUCACAACGUUCUUGAAAACCAAUCGCUGUGUAUAUGGUCUGGAUUCAUAAACGGUUCCGUGGGAAUCGCGACAAUAGCCUGCCUGACAAUGAUGAGUUUUGCAAUGUUGCACAGCUUCAGUAAAGUCGGUAGACCGCGAAGAGUUCCAACUAAGAAAAUGGCUGGCAUGAUCAUUUUCACGUGGCUGUACGGAGUGACCGCGAUGUUUCCGCCGUUAGUGGGCUGGAACGAGUUCGUUCCCGGGAGUUCUGGGAUCAGUUGUUGUCCAAAUUGGCUGCCCGAAACAAAAUCAGGAACAGCAUACAACGUUCUGCUGGUUUUUGUCGGCUUCUUUCUUCCGCUGAGUAUCAUCGUGGUUUGUUACAAAAGGAUUUACAGGUUAGCUGAUAGUUAAUGAGAUUUUGGUGAAAGAAAAAUAUUUCAACAAGUAACUCCCAAAGGUCAAUUAUAUAGAUAAAAAGUAUUGCGAUACUCGCGCUGACGUCACCCAUUGAUAUUAAUAAACCUCGUUCCCAGGGUCCUCUCCUCUCGGAGUAGGAGAGGACACUGGAAACGAGGCUGCGACAUUUAUGUGCCAAACAGAAGCGCAUUGGUUCUUGAAACAAAAGGAUAUUUUGCUUCACUCGUUACACAAUUAUAUAACAAAACAGUGGUUGUAAAUGGUGAGUAUCGCCGGCUAUAAUAACAAAACAGCAAAGAAAUAAGCGUGUCGUGUGUUUGUCAAGUGGAGGAUUUAAUGAAACACAAAAGAAAAGUCAUUAAAACAAUGAAGAUAUAUUGAUACAGGAUUAUCCCGACCUAAAGAAAUAUUGAAAAAUUAUUGGAUGAGUUCUUUUGUGAUGUUGGGAAUGAUCAAGGUCGACGGCUCAGCUGAUAACACUUACUAAGAUCUUGAAUAUUCCCGACAUCACAAAAACUGAUCCAAUGAUAGUUCAGUUUUGAAUUCGUCGAGGCUGCUGCUGAAGCAUUGAAGACUCACUUAUACAGGGUAAGCCUCGACCAAGGUAAAUAUAUUCACAAAUUCCAGUUUGAAAAAGACCUGUGUAAAACUGUGUCUAUUGUUUAAAACUCAAAUUCAGGCACCCUCUUGCUGGUAUUUGGGAAUAUUUUACUUGAGGUCGAAGCCCUUUAUAAAUGAGUCUUCAGUGCUUCUAUUCAGGGGCCAAGACGAAAUCGAAAUUGGACUAUUGUUUUAUUUAUUAUACAUUGCUCAGUUGAAACUGAAGGACAAACAUAGCUAAACACAGUUUGACUAUGCUCUUGGAAAUCAUGCAUUACACGCGUAACCUACAGAUUAUUCAGAAAUCUGCUAACACAAAUAACUUACUAAUAGGUGUAUAAAUGGGUACCAGCGACAUACUAAUGGGGGGGGGGGGGGUAACCCUGCGAUGGACUAGCGUCCCGUCCAGGGGAGCAGCAGUACUCCUAGGUGCUUCAUGCUAAUGAAACUGCGAUAAGCUCCGGCCGUUUGGGCCUUUGGCUCUGUGCGCCUUUACCUUACUUUUUACCUAUGUUUUGAUACUGUAGGUUAGUCAAGACACAGCCACCCCAGUCAGGGAACAUUGCAAUCCAGGCCAGUAGAAAAAGAUCCCAAAUGAAACUUGUACGCAUGACCGCCAUGGCAAUCGCCGCUUUCGUUCUUAGCUGGUCGCCAUAUUGUUUAGUGAGCAUCAUCGCUACCAUCAGGGGUAGUACGGUGCUAUCCCCUGGUGAGGCGGAAGUCCCAGAUCUGUUAGCCAAGGCCUCGGUUAUCUACAAUCCAAUUGUUUAUACGGUUAUGAAUGACAGGUUCCGUAUAACUCUCUGGCAAAUUGUGCGCUGUCGCAGGUCAUGUUCCGGUGAGAUCGACAUUAAGCCAGCGAGACAUUCUUCCUCGGAAGAACAACAAAAUAGUAGUUCUUUAAGAAAAGGGACGAAUUCCAAGGAAGAUGACAAGUGAUCGAGGGAUAUUGAACCCUAUUACGCUAAAAGGACAAUGUACUUCAACUCACCACAACAAAUUGAUCUCUAUUAAGGAAUACCACCCAUACGGGGAUCACAGCGGAUUAUACAGUAUUCAAAGUGAUAGCUUGAGUUGUUGACUGUAGAAAGUGGUCAUGUCUUUUUUGAGUUUCUGUACUUCCUGAGUUGCAGAUGAAAUAAGGAAAUACUGCUGGACGCACGGUAAAAUGUUGUUUGUACUAUUGCAAGUAAUGCUAGUUUACGGCAUGUGUGUCCAGCUCAGUAAAAUAUCAUCACUGUAAAUUAGGCGCAACAAAUAUUGAGGUGUUUCUAUUUUCUGCAACAUUGCGCGCAAUGGAUUUUAUAGUGUGUUAGCUUUUCCAACAUUGCGGACGACAAAUUUCAUUGUGUCUACCUUCUGCAACAUUGCGAGCAAAAAAUUUCAUCUUGUGUCUAUCUCCUGCAAUCUCGAGCAAUGAAAUCUCAUCGUGUGUCUAUCUUCUGUGACAUUGCGCGCAAGAAAUUCGUGUGUCUACAACAAAUUUCAUCGACCGCCUACACGCCACUGCGCGCAACAAAUUUUAUUGUGCGUUCUUUCUACAGCAUUGCGCGCAACAAAUUUCAUCGUGUAUCCACCUUUUGCAAAAUUGCGCGCGAUGAAAUACGCCAUUUCCUAAGUGUAAAAUCUUUGUUGUGAAAAUGAGUUUUAUUCGCAUGAGAAUAAAAAACAUUUUCAUAUAAAAAGCCUCGCUUUGAAACAGAGGCUUGUGGCAACUCGGAAUCGGCCUAUUUCGUCUUAUGUCUACCUUCUGCGACAUUUUGCACAAGCAAUUCGUGUGUCUGCUACCCUCUUGAAUACUGCGCUUAACAAAUUUGAUCAUGUAUCUUCCUUUUGUAACAUUGAGGGCAAAAAAUUUCAUCGUGUAUCCAGCGUUUGCAACACUGCGCACAAGAAAUCUUCAUCGUAUGUCUGCCUUCUACAACACUGCACGCCAGUUUCAUCGCGCCGAUCUUGAAAACAGUUCGCAACAAAUCUUUAUCGCUACCCUUGUACAUCAUUGCGCACAACAAAAUUUCAGUGUUGUCUACCUUCUGCAACAUUGCACGCUACAGUUUUUCAAACUCCAACUAACUGUAUGUUUCUGCCUCGGUCAGUUCUUUUAGUUGUGCAUUUCAGUGAAAUAAGUGUGUUAUUAUCAUAGCUGGUUCGUUUGAAUUUGCGUCUUGACGGCAUAAAAUGUCAAUUGUAAGCCAUACACUUAUUACUAUGGCUAUUAUUCCUACAGAAUAGAUCGCCGACAGAUCUACCUUGUCUUAAACCAGACUCAAACCGAGUAGUGUUUAACAAUGACAUGUAAAUAUUUCACGUGGGAAAGUGUAUUAAUUAUUAAAUAAUGGAAAUAAGUAAACAGAUUAUUACGUUUUCAAAAAAGUUUUAUAUAAAGUUUAUAUUUGUUUGAAAAAAAAACGGAAACUGUUUGUUCUGACUUGUGUUCAUCAACUGAUUCACAUUAAGUGUUCUUUCACAGCUAAGGUAGUUAAGUUUAUUAAGUUUAUUCACUUUAUUAAGCUUUUAAGGCAAAAUAAGAUUAAAAUAGCCUUAUCGAGUUUUUAAACGAAAGUAGGUGUAACAUGUUUGUGUUCCAAGGAAGAAUUCCAAUAGAGAGGAGAGGAAAUCAUUACGUCACGUUACCAUUUGAGCAAUAUUUCUGGAUCUCAACAAACCGUGGUCCUGCAAAUUUGGUAGAAGAAAACGAAAAAAUUGGUAUGUAUGACUUUCCUGUGCAUGAUUUGCACUCGGGAACGAAACGGAAUUCCAUACUUUUCUUCCACCGUUCGACAAUGCAAACGGCCACCUCUACCAUAUUAACUUGACGUCGCACUUCUCCCCUCCAUAAACUUUUUACCUGUAUCUGUGUCUUGAAGCCCUUUAGGCCCCAGUAUCCGCAUACAAAUUCCCCAGACCGAUACAUCAACAAAGCAUUUUCCGUUAGGUGAACAUUUUAUCAAUUCUUUAUUCGUGAGUAUGUAUCGAAAACUGAUGAUGUCACCAUUAGCCAUGUUCUUAACGAGCGGGGAACUGGUUACGACUUAUGACCGCAAAGGCUCUGGAGAUCGUUCGAGGGGACAGUUGAAACAUGGCGGAUAGCUACGCAGUAAGCCACCUGUUGAAGACGGACUUAGGGUUGAAGAAUACAUACCUGGUGCAUCAUCAGUUUGGAUCACAGUACUUGUAAAGCGCUAUAUUUCUUGACCUUCAUGCUGGCCCUCCAGACGAUCGCAAGAAGAUUUGUGGUCACAUAUUGCACCCAGUUUUUCACUCGACAUGGCGAAUUGGGACUUAAACGCGUAAAUUUCAAGUUACGUUUCUACCUUUAUUGCCUACGAAAUUAUGGGUGAAACAUGCCAUUUUGGCGCCCAUCAACAGCAAAAUGAUAGAUUAUGAAAAGGAUAGUUUCGAAAAAAACGUCUUCGGUGGGCCUGAAAGCGAAAAUUUAGCUUCAUCAAGAGAUUUGAUACAAAAGAUUGACAACCUGACAUACCAAGCGCUCAAGUCUCAGCUGAGAGGGCCUCGGGUGUGUCAUGGUUCGUGAACACUGGCAAUUUUGGUUUUAAAGUGUGAUUUACUGCUUUGUCACUUUGUCAUUCAUUUAUUUGCCCAUGCACAGAGUUAUUACAGAAAAGCAAUAGAAUAAUUAUACCUGGGUAGGAGCUCUCAGCAACCCUUUAAGGCUUUACGAAGAGAGCUCCUGGAUACGUUUACAAUGACUUUAUUUUUAAGAUAAUAAAUUGGAUAUAGCUGUGUCACGAGGAUUAUAGUAAUUGGGGAACUAACUAAAACUAAUAGUUCUUGUAAAUAGUUUUCUUGUUUGAGGAGAAAAUGAGUUUCAUUUUUUUCCUGAACAAAUUGAUUGUCUUGAUUUCUUUGAUAGGAUUUCUUUGAUUUAUUUUACUGACUGUUUUUGGUAGCUGGUUCAUGCUUGGAAGUUGUGAACAUUAGAGUUUGAUCUUGUGUUGUAUUGAUAACUGCAUUUGUUCAGACAAAGAAAUCAUUGAAAGGUGAUGAUAGGUUCUUACUGAAGUAUCGAAACUUGAACAAAGCCAUAGUUUCAUUGUUUAUAUCAUCUAGAGGUAAAAUCCAUAGUUCUUUGAAGAGAGGACCAGUAUGUUCUUGAAAUUUUCAAAAAGUAAUUAAUAUACUUAUAAUUGUUUUGUAGCCUUGUUAUUGGUUCCAGUCAUGUUGUGUACGUAUUUCCCGAUGCAAUGUUACCAUAAAUUAGAUAUGGAUAGAUCAAUGCGUAAUAUAGACCUUGCAUGAAAACGCCGGGUAGAUUAUGCCUUGCUCGACAGAGUACACCAGAAAUAUGACUUAUUUGACAUUUCCAGUCAACAUUUCCGUCUCUAAGAAUAUCGAUCACACAAAACACGAAGUUUAUAUUAGCUUUUAGUUUAUUCGUCAACGCAAAAGUUACGCAUCUUUACUUGGCCACUGGGUAAAUUAAAUACGUCCUAAUUUUACUUUAAUGACAGCAAACAUGUAUCAGAUAUGGUUGCAUUUAAGUUGCCGGGACGUGAAUUUAAAGGUCUGUUGAACAUUGCACGAGAGAAAACAAAGUAUGUUUACGGAAUUAAUUUACCACAGUUUCUAAAAAAAUCAGCUCUUGUUUAAACUUCUUAAAACACAAUUACGCAGUGCAAUUCCAAAUUAAAGUCAAUAUCUACAUACCAAUUAUUAACGUUUCAUUUGUAGACCUCUGAAAAAUAUGGUUUUUUAUACUUCACUUUGAAGCACGUCAAACAUAAUUCUACAGGCCUGUAGGGAGGAAGAAGUCACGGGUGCCCUCGCACCCUCCCCGCCCCCUACAGGUUCCAGAGGUCCACUUUUUUAAACAUAUAAAAUUGUUCUAGUGAGGCCUUAAACUGCUGUUUAAAAAGUAAAAUCUAAAAUCCAAGCUCUCGCCGAUCAACGGUAUCAUCAGGGAUGAGAAAAUAUUCCGCGCGCGCUAUAUAAAUGAAUACAUUGCACAGUUGUACCCAUUUUUCCAGCCUCUUCUGCUGACUGGUCGUCACUGAUGGACUGUUUGGCAAUGUCCUUGGAAUGUGUCCUUUUAUACAAAACAUAUAAAAGAAGGACGAGGAGAACAUCCUGCAAAAUCAUUAAAUGCGCAUUACACAAAUUUUAAAUAGCUUCAGGUUUGCCCUAAAGGUCAUUUUAUUUCCAGUGGCUACAAGUCACUUCUCCAGAUCUUCGAAAAUACAAAGUCAUAAUUAUGCGUCAGUCAAUUCCAGCUGCACCCAGCACCCCCACCCCAUCCCCCCCCCGGGCUUACCCCCGGGCAUUAGCAUUUUUUUUUGCCUUGGAUGGCAAAUUCCUGGGGGUGGGGACUCUUUAGCUGUAAAAUCCGCCGAGGUGGGGACGAAAAAAGAGGGCAAACGCCCUGUCCUCAGUCAACACUGCAACAGUUUUCAUUAAUUGCACAGUCAAAUAGUACCGUUUUAAACAUUUUAAUGUGCAAUUUUUUGUUUCAAGUAAUGUAAUAGCACUAGGCUUCUAAUUAAGACUUCACACCGCGAUGACAUGCACCAGUUUAUGGUUUUAGUACCGAUAUAAAAUUAUUGACAUUAAAAUUAAUAGAAUGCUGUAAAGCUAUAUGUCAUGAAUAGGUUAUAAAUAUGAAAGGUGUUCUUCAAAUACUAUCAACAGACAUUUGAUUCACUAACUAAAAAACGUUGAUUCAGGUUGAUAGUUUUGCUAGGUAAUUUUGGCUUGAUUUGCGAUGAAGAAAUGCACGCAUAAAAUUGGGAACAUGCCUUUAUAACCCCCUGUCCUUGACAGAUGAGCCAAUCUGCUUUUUUCCCAGAAAUAUUCUCUGUAUAGUUAUAUUCUGAUAGGAAACUGAGUGUGUGUCAAAAGCUCGGGAAUACCCCCGGGACUGGCAAAUGUCCAGGCCCCGGGCAGCGCAAAAUUUGCAAAUACCCCACCCACAGGACUGAAAAGGCGGGCAAAUGCCCCGGGGGGGGCUAGGCGCAGCUGGAAUUGACUGAUGCUUUAAGCUUAAGUUAUAGUACAGAGAUAAAGAGGAUGGGUACGAGGCCAACUUUCGAAAAAAAUUAAUAAUGUCACUCUACUACAAACGAUCAUCAUAGCGCGUGCGAAAAUAUUCUUUUCAGCUCGAUACACGAAGGAUGCAUGGAAAGCAUCCCAUUGUCGAGUAGACAACAAAUUACAUAGGCUUCUAAUGAAAAUCUGUAUUGUAUUUAAAGGUCGAGGAGAAAUUGUUUGGUUUUAAUAUGCGCAUGCUGAAGUAAGCUUAUUUUAGCUUAACAUUUAGCGUACAAGCUUCUGGUUGAUGCCAAUCGAUCAAUGUCCGUUAAAAAAUCCAUCGCGAUUAGCAAAAUAACAACCUUGAACGUUAGUAUGCCACAAAGUUAGAGCUUACCGGGAUUACUUGAAACUUUCAUACCAUCAGGGAGCAGCUUUUGCAAAACACAGACGUAUAGACUCAGGGGCGGAUCCAGGAUUUUUUUUAGGAGGGGGUGCACUCGUCUCUUGCUCUACUUCAACACCAAUCAACCACAUAGUUUUUUUUUUUUGCAGAAUACCAGUUGUAUUAGAAAACCGCAGGUCAUCUUGGGGGAGGGUGCGCACCCCCUGCACCCUCCCCCUAGAUCCGCCCCUGAGACUUGAAAAUUGGUGACAAGUGGUAAAAUUGCGCUAAAAUCAGGGGGGUUUGGCCAUAUUAGCUAGGCGUUCUCUGGCCCGCUCUUUCCCAGACUUCGCGCGAACAACGGGUCGAGACACUGUGUCCCCAAAAUAUUUUUCCCCAAAACGUUAGAAUAUGUCAACAUUGUUCAUCUAACAAUAUUGAGAACAAAUUGCACUUCAUCUUUCAUUGUAGUCUCCACAGCCACGUAAGAGAAAAGCUCUUUGAUAAUGUCACUUUUAAUCCCCGAUCUUCACUAAUCUCAAUACAAUAGAUAAAGUAUUUUUUCUUUUCAAUAAUGUAGACCCAUUAAUUUGUAAAAAGCUAGGCCCUUUCUAGCCUGAAAUUCAUCCGAUUGCUUCGAGUCAUUUUCUCCUCUCAAGGGAAUAAUAACGACUCGAAGUAAUCGGAUGAAAUUCAGGCUAGGCCCUUUCAUUUUUGAAGGAUUCCAAAAAAGAAAAUGGUAAAAAAGCGUUGUUGUCGUUAUUGUUGUUCCGAAACCGCGCACUGACACGCUUGCUAUGCAGGCUUUACAUCAAUGCCCUCGAUUUCGCGCCUCACUGGCGUUAUUCACAUUUAAAUUAAUUUGUUUCAACACAGGUAGCCCAAGCUCGAAAUGUUGCGUCAAACUAUAAGGAUUAGUAUGGGAAAAAAAACCUAUCGUUUCUCUAACCUACGAAAAUGAAAGGAUUACAAUAAAAACAGCUUACCUUACUUAAAAUGUGUGUUAUGUCUCUCGUGUGUGGUCCACGGACCGAUUUAUUGCCGUUUUAUUGGUUUUUAUGUGAACGAUUUUCUCUCUAUGUAAAGGUUUACAUUUUCGUAGGUUAGA